Ruditapes philippinarum (Manila clam) is the source of this 6185-nucleotide messenger RNA. Its product is annotated as 5'-AMP-activated protein kinase subunit beta-2-like. The coding region runs from base 417 to 1253 and encodes 278 amino acids. Gene Ontology annotation, molecular function: protein kinase binding. Gene Ontology annotation, biological process: signal transduction. The record is from RefSeq and is a predicted model, not a curated record. NCBI's taxonomy places the organism in Eukaryota, Metazoa, Mollusca, Bivalvia, Venerida, Veneridae. The transcript has 8 exons. Gene Ontology annotation, cellular component: cytoplasm; nucleotide-activated protein kinase complex; nucleus.
UGAUCGGUAAUAAAUGUGUAUUGCACCGAGAGCAUGACAUUAAUCGGCCAUAUUUGUUUAUUCCCCUGACGUACGAGGGAGCAAACUAGUGUUUACAAAUCGUAAUUUACAGAAUUUGUCUUCAUUUUUGAGUAAUUCAUUCAUUUUAUAGUGUGGUGACAAUGUUAUUCUGCGAUUUGACAUGAUGAAAUUAGUAGAUGUUUGGAACGCUACCUUGAUUUAGGAAUAAAGGACAUGUGAAAAUCUUGUUUUGCGAACAUUUCCUGCGGUUUCCCAGAUUUCAUUCCCCUCAGCUUCGCUAUCAUUUAGGAAAGUUUGUUUUGUUGUCAUUAUCAUUGGACAGUUUAAUCCUCACGACGGAUUUCUUUAAAAGAUUCGCGUUUUCCCCUCCGCGCUGCCAGCCAAUCAUUAUAGAGAUGGGGAAUACGUCUCAGAAAGCCAGACACACUUCAGGAGACGAUUCAGGUCCAUCUUUGACAGCCGGAAGGUUCAUUGAUGCAUCUCAGUAUGAUGGUGAUUAUGGAUAUGGCUAUGGACAAGUGCAACCAGGAUACCAAAGGAGAGCUAGAGCGGCGACUACAUUAAGUCAAACUGACAAUCGUGAGAAGGAAGAGCGACUUCUACCCACAGUGUUUAAAUGGGAAGGUGGUGGCAAAGAAGUGUUUGUCUCUGGCAGCUUCAACAACUGGAAAACAAAAAUACCUCUCGCAAAAAGCGAUGAUAUACAGGACCGUGAUCAUAAAACAACUGUUCAUGGCGAUUUCUACACAAUUAUUAACCUCCCGGAAGGAGACCAUCAGUAUAAAUUUAGUGUGGACGGUACCUGGCAGCAUAAUGCCAGUGAGCCUUCUACAUCAAACAAUCUUGGUACGUUAAAUAACAUAGUGACAGUGAAAAAAUCCGACUUUGAGGUGUUUGAAGCACUUGCAUUAGACAGUGUCAAUACAAGUUCUAAAAGUAAACAAACAACAGAGUUAUCAGGGUCACCACCUGGUGAUUACGCCCAGGAAAUCCCGGUGAGGGCACCUGGAGGGAAACAGAGUGGACCUCCUAUCCUACCUCCACAUUUACUCCAAGUUAUACUAAAUAAAGAUACCCCAGCACAUUGUGAACCAACAUUGUUACCGGAACCAAAUCAUGUGAUGUUAAAUCAUUUGUAUGCGCUUUCAAUCAAGGAUGGCGUCAUGGUAUUAAGUGCAACACACAGAUUUCGUAAAAAAUAUGUUACUACACUGUUGUAUAAACCUAUUUAGCUGUGAUAUAUAUAUUAAAUAUGUAAUGUUUUAUGUAAACAUCAAAUUCUAGUGACAUGAUUAAAUUGUGCACAAGAAUUUUGUGUAAAUAGUAUUUUAAAAUUAAAUGGACAAAAAAAUUUUUACAAAUAUUAUCAUAAUCAGAGAAGGUGAUACCAAUGUUGUUACUUGUUGAAUAUUGGAUAGCUGUGGACUGAACGUUUAGGGCAUACGUCUAAUCAAAUACAGAAAACCAGUAGAAGAUAGUAACUACACUUUAAGGUCAAAUUAACUGGAAAAAAAAUAAAAAUCGGGAGUUGAACGUGGAAGCAACAUUGUGAUUUGAUUUCUUUGUGAGUUUCUUGGAAGAAACAAUUUAAUUUACUAGUGGGAAUUGUGAAGAGAAAUUUCAACACUAACAUGUAGAAGAAAAAGGCACAGAAGAACGUAUAAAUGUUUACGGUUUAAUGGUUCAAGUCGGUAAAAUUCAGGUAUUUGGUUGUACAAAGACAUUUAUAUAAAUAGGUAGUGUAAGUGUUUAGGAGGUGCAAAUGUUAACAAAUUUGUGAAUGAGGUUUACAUGAGAGACAAUAUAGUAUUGUUAGUAUGACCAUUGAAUGACUUUAGUUAUUUUCUGAUGAAUGGAAUAAUGUUAUAUUGGUGCAAUUAAGUUAAGAAGCAUUGUGCUUAUAUCUAAAAGAAAAGUUGUUGGAUUUCACUAGGUCAUUCAUUUUAUACUUGUUGCUACCAGAUAGACUUCAUUUGUCUCAGUAGUGUUUACAGGUUUUGAUAUAUAUGCUUUCCUACUAGCAUAUAACAUUCAUUUCAAUUGAAAAAAAAGGAAUUUCUUCACGGAAAUAAAGGACUAAUAAUAACUAGAGUAAAACAUUAAUUAUCAUAUUGAAAAUAGGAUAACUUUUAUAGAUUACUUCUUGAAAUAUGAUAUAUUUUUUUUAGAUUAAUUUCACUUGUUAUAGGUUAAUUUUCGUAUGUUAAUUAUCUCAAGACAUAGGACAUUUUUCAUAGAUUAUCACUGGAAAUAUGAUAAUUUUUUAUAUGUUAAUUAUCACAGGGUAUAGGAACAAUUUUAUAGAUGAAUUAUCACCAGACAAGGGAUAAAUUUUCAUAAAUUAUCACUAGAAAUAUGAUAAUUUAUCAUCAUCAGACAUAGGAUAAUUUUCAUAGAUUAUCACCGGAUAUAUAUUAUUUUUAAAGAUAGAUUAUCACUGGACAUGGGAUGAAUUUUAUAGAUAAUUGAUAAUUUUAAUAUAAAUAGACGAUUAUGGACAAAAUAUUAAGGUACUGGUAUAUAGAAUAAUUGUUAAUAAUUAGCAUUACUUGUAUAAAAAAUGAUUUGAAUAAAUAAGAGCACCCAUAUUGUUUUGAGACUGGUAUAUUGAAAAGGCGUGUGUUUUUGGGACAUCAUCAACUAAUUGAAAAGAAAUGCAAUGCCAAACAGUUUUAAAACAAAUCAAAUACUGGAUGGAAUAAAAUGUUUUUGAAUUGUUUGUUGUGUGUACAUGAUAUAGAUUGAAAACAGAACUUUGUUGUCCUCUAUAUUUACACUUGAGUGAUAUAAUGGAUAGUAUAUGAAGGUAAAGCAAGGGAGAUAAUUGUGAUUGUAAAGUGAGUACAUGUUAGUCUGGGCUUUUUAUAAUCAUCGACAUUACUGCCAUUGUUACUUGUUAAGAUACUAAACAUUUCCAUUGUUUUAUAUUCGACAUAAAACUUUUUACCUUAAUCUUAAGAGAAAAUGGGUGUGAUCUAGUGUAUACAUGUACAUCAGGUAAUUCAAUUUAGUGUACAGGAAAAUAUAUAAUUUUGUUGUAAAACAUAAUUUAAGUGAUGGAUAUAUGUUCAGUGCGCCAUAAUUAGAGCUUGUACAUAAUUUGUCCCUGUUAAAUAGAUCAAGAUUUGCUAGUUUAAAUGAAUAGGCGAUAGGUCAUUAAAAAAAACCCAUUUUGAUUUUACCAUUGAUUUAUAUAUAUAUAGUUAUGUUCAGUUGUACAAAAUGUAAACAAUGGUCUAGAUAUACACAGGCUAGAAUACCCCCUCCUUAAUUUAGGUUUAGUCGCACUUCCUCCCUAGUGGUAUAGUGUAAUGAUUGUUUUAUACACACCCAACCAGACCCCUCUCCCCGCACUUAGAGAUAUUGUCCCUAAUGGGCUAGGCCUCAUCCCUACCCCCAGGGUUUGUGUAUACCUAAUUCAAGACAAGCUAGAUUAUACCUACCUUAAAAUGCCAAUUUCUCUGUUUUAAAUGUCAUGUCUGCUGGUAAAUAUUAUAACAGAUACCCAAAGGUUUAGUACUGUAUAAAUUAAUAUGAUUCCAAUUAUGAUACAACCAGUGGGAUAAAAGAGUAUUGUAUGGAUAAGAUUGCACCCAAAUUCAAAACUACCUGGGACAAUUUUUGCCAUGUCCAUCUGUUAUCUGUAGAAAUCUAUUAAUGAUAAUUAUGAAAUUCAGAUUUAUUUCUGUCAAAAUUUUUCUUUCUUUCUUUCUUUUUAAAUCAUACAUUAUGUUGAAUUUACUUCAUAUUCAAACACUCUAUGUAUAAGGAGUACUUGCUUUUAAUAUUGUGGGGUAAUUUAAAGGAUCCUAUAUUUUUGUUUUAUUUUUGCAUGUUUUAAUGUGUUUUAUUGUCCAUCCAUAAUGCAUAUUCCAGUAUGUAAACAUGUACAUAGUUUAUUAUUAUAAUGAAAUUGGAUGUGCAUAAUCUUGAAGUAUUAUCGCCCAUUUUUCAUUAACUUUUGAAGAGCUCAGUUAAUUUAUUUCAUGUUUAGAAGAUUCAACUCUUGUUUUUUUAACUUAUAGCAAUGUUACAUAUAAAAACUGUAUUUUAUUUAAGUUUCCUUCGUCUUUUUACUCUCCUCAUCCUGUGCACUAAAUCCCUUUUUAAGUUCUUGAUGAUUUCAUGAUUUUCCAUGUACAGAUGGGAAAUAUUUUUAUCCUUUUUGUACAAGUAUGUUAUUACGAUUUUAUGUAGAGUUGGGAAUCUAGAAACGUAAUAUUUUAUAUAAACAUUUAUCAUCGCAAGUGGAAACAAACAACACUUGUUGAUACGUCUUUUAUAAUCAAUUGAAAUUCAAUUAAGAUGAUGAUUAACAUGUUUACUAGCUAAGUAUAGUUUUUUCUUUGUUUUUUUUUGCUUUUGCUUAUCUUGCAAACAUUUCCUCUUUUGUUGUGCAAUUUUGAAGUAUGUUCAAUUAAUCAAUACAUUUUUUCCAAUUUACUUAAAAAAACUAAAACCCUAUAUAUAUAUUUUUUGUUAAACAUUUUUUUUUAUUAUACAUUUGUAUUUAUAUAUACUAAUGAUUUUUUUUUGUUGGAAAAAACAUGGGUAUGACACUGUAUUGGACUAUCUGUAAUUGGUAAAAGAUUUGUAUGUAUAGAUUAUUUUACUUUUCUAGUAUGAAAUACUAAAGUAUCAAUUUGUGUUUUUUACUGAUAAUUUGAAUCUUGUUCUGAUAAAGCAUACAUUCAAAUUGCAUUCAGUUGCUUUCUUGAUGAAUAUAGUAUUAGGAGCAUUUUAGAAAAAAGUUAGAUUUUUUCCAAAAUCACAUUAAAAGACCUUUUUCCGCUUUAGAACUCUUAUUCUAAGCAAGUUAAUAAUGUUUAAAUUGAGGCCAUUUUAUAUGUUGUAGAUCUCUGAUCAAUGCUUGAAAUGUAAAUAAUUUUACUUUUAUAAAAAUUAUCAAGGUAUUCAGUAUGUGUCAUUGCACUGUACAUUAAAUAAUUAACCCAUAAGCUGCAGAAUUUAUAUAAUGAAUUUACCCAGCUUUGAAUUUUGAACCAUUCAAAGUUGAUGGGACUUAAGUUAGCAAAAAACAAUAAUAGAGCUACCAGCAGUAUAAAGCCUGGUCAGACUACACAGAUGUUCAGACUGGCCUGGCUAUAUACUGGUGGCUUAGUCUAAUACUUUAGCUCCAGCAGCAGGUUAAGGGUUAUGAAACUAACUAAAAUCAAACAUUGAAACCAUAGAUUCAGCAUUCAGUUGUAUAUAUGAUCAAUGUUUCGCUUGUAAAUCAGUGUUGAUGUUUUAUUGACUGUUAAGUAAUAAAUAGCUGUAGGCAGAAUAUAUCACAUCAUUCACUCCUUUUUUUUGCAAGUUUCAUAUCAACACACUGUAUGAUGAGAUCCAUUCUAAUCCACUGAAGGGAUAUCAUAACAUUUGUACAGGUGUGAUUAUUUUACCUAUGUUUUGUAUGGUUUGUUAAUUUUGAUGUAUUUGUUUAACAGGAUAUGCUUGCUAGUGUUUUUUGUAUCUGCAUGUUUGUUUACAUUUACUUACUGUUUGAUUCAUCUUCUCUGUGCAUCACACGCAGUUAUCUUAAAUCCUGAACCUCCUCAAUUUGUGUAAUGGACCUUCCUUACUUUGAACUUGAAACAGUCCAUUCAAAGAUAAAAAGGAUUUCAUUAUCAAUAUACAGAACUUGGGCAGUAUAGAGCCUGGUCAGACUGCAUGGAUAUACAGGCUGGCCUGGCUCUAUACUUGUAACAAAGGUUUAUCACUUUCUAUGCCAACAGAUUACGGGUUAAUUGCUAUGGUAAUGUCAUUCAAAUGUCAUGGAAUUAUUACAAGCUGAAUAGUAAUGUAAUAUUACCAAAGUUGAAUAUUUUAGCUUUUUCAGCCACAGAUGACGUGAUUUGCCAUCAAUUAAUUAUGAACUAUUAUUGUAAAUAUUAAAAUAUUGAAUAAAUAUUGGAAGUUUUUUUCUUUACUUCUAAAGUAAAGUUAUAUAACUAAGAAAGUACAUGUAUGUCUAUGCCAUAUUUGAUGAAUCAAACAGUUUGCAAAUUUUGCUUAUAUUAAAAUUGUAUGAUUGAGGAAGUCACCUGGAAGCUUUCAUGGUAUUUUUUAGAUGGAAUGAUAUUCAGUAAUACAUAAAAAUGGAACACUUCUGACAAUAUACAUUGUCUGUUAAAUACUAAGAAUAAAUAUAUGUAGCAAUA